This is a messenger RNA of Neopsephotus bourkii (Bourke's parrot), 6251 nucleotides long. RefSeq names its product sodium voltage-gated channel alpha subunit 8 (gene SCN8A). Gene Ontology annotation, cellular component: voltage-gated sodium channel complex; axon; plasma membrane. Gene Ontology annotation, molecular function: protein binding; voltage-gated sodium channel activity. NCBI's taxonomy places the organism in Eukaryota, Metazoa, Chordata, Aves, Psittaciformes, Psittacidae. The record is from RefSeq and is a predicted model, not a curated record. The transcript has 27 exons. Gene Ontology annotation, biological process: membrane depolarization during action potential; sodium ion transmembrane transport; neuronal action potential. The coding region runs from base 174 to 6113 and encodes 1979 amino acids.
GGGGGGGGGGCAGCGCCGAGCACCGCACCAAGAUGGCGACACCCGCAGUUCCUCCUGCAGCUCCCGCACCGCCGCAGUCCGGCAGCGCCGCGCGGGGGACGCGUUAGUGCAGCGGCCGCGAGCUGACCUGUCCGGGUGCAACAGAGCAAAAGAAGCUGCUGCAGGAUGAAAAGAUGGCAGCGAAGCUGCUCGCACCACCAGGCCCCGAGAGCUUCAAACCCUUCACGCCGGAGUCUCUGGCCAACAUCGAGAAGCACAUCGCCGAGCUGAAGAAGAAGCAGCGCUCCAAGCAGGACAGCAGCCACCGGGAUGACGAUGAAGACAGCAAACCCAAACCCAACAGUGACCUCGAGGCGGGGAAGAACUUGCCUUUCAUCUACGGGGACAUCCCAAAAGGCCUGGUCGCUGUACCCCUGGAGGACUUUGACCCUUAUUAUAUGACCCAGAAAACCUUUGUAGUACUAAACAGAGGGAAAACACUCUUCCGAUUUAGUGCCACACCUGCCUUGUACAUUUUAAGUCCUUUUAAUCUGUUUAGAAGAAUAGCUAUUAAAAUUUUGAUACAUUCAGUAUUUAGCAUGAUCAUUAUGUGCACUAUUUUGACCAACUGUGUAUUCAUGACUUUUAGUAACCCACCCGAAUGGUCGAAGAAUGUGGAGUACACGUUCACUGGCAUUUAUACCUUCGAAUCCCUUGUGAAGAUCAUUGCGAGAGGUUUCUGUAUAGACGGCUUCACUUUCCUGCGGGAUCCGUGGAACUGGCUGGAUUUCAGCGUCAUCAUGAUGGCAUAUGUCACUGAGUUUGUGGACCUGGGGAAUGUCUCAGCCUUGAGAACUUUCAGAGUUCUCCGAGCUUUGAAAACUAUCUCUGUGAUUCCAGGCUUGAAGACCAUCGUGGGUGCCCUCAUCCAGUCCGUGAAGAAGCUGUCGGAUGUCAUGAUCUUGACGGUGUUUUGUCUCAGUGUCUUCGCUCUCAUCGGCCUGCAGCUCUUUAUGGGCAAUCUGAGGAACAAGUGCGUCAUCUGGCCCAUCAAUGUCAACGAGACAUUCCUGGAUAACGGCUCGAGGGGCUUUGACUGGGAGGAGUACACCAACAAUAUGUCUAACUUCUACAUCAUUCCCGGUGCCCCUGACCCUUUGCUCUGUGGUAACAGCUCGGAUGCAGGCCAAUGUCCGGAGGGUUACACGUGCAUGAAGGCAGGCCGGAACCCCAACUACGGUUACACAAGCUUUGAUACCUUCAGCUGGGCUUUCCUGGCUUUAUUUCGCCUUAUGACUCAGGACUUCUGGGAGAACCUCUAUCAGUUGACCUUACGAGCAGCAGGAAAAACCUACAUGAUCUUCUUUGUCUUGGUGAUCUUUGUGGGAUCCUUCUACCUGGUGAACCUCAUUCUGGCUGUGGUGGCUAUGGCUUACGAGGAGCAGAACCAGGCCACGCUGGAGGAGGCAGAGCAGAAGGAGGCAGAGUUUAAGGCCAUGUUAGAACAGCUGAAGAAGCAGCAGGAAGAAGCCCAGGCGGCUGCUAUGGUCACUUCGGCAGGGACGGUCUCUGAAGAUGCUGUGGAGGACGAUGGUGGAGGCGUGAGGAUGUCCCGGAGCUCUUCGGAGCUUUCCAAGCUCAGUUCCAAGAGUGCCAAGGAGCGGCGGAACAGGAGGAAGAAGCGCAAGGACAAGGAGCUGUCGGAGGGGGAGGAGAAGUGUGACACCGAGAAGGUGUUCAAGUCUGAGUCCGAGGAUGGCAUGAGGAGGAAGGCCUUCAGGCUCCCGGAUAACAGGCUGGGCAGGAAGUUUUCCAUCAUGAACCAGUCUCUCCUCAGCAUCCCCGGCUCCCCGUUCCUCUCCCGACACAACAGCAAGAGCAGCAUCUUCAGCUACAAGGGGCGAUUCCGGGACCCGGGCUCUGAGAACGAGUUUGCUGACGAUGAGCACAGCACCGUGGAGGAGAGCGAGGGCCGCAGGGAUUCCCUCUUCAUCCCCAUCCGCGGCCGGGACCGCCGCAGCAGCUACAGCGGCUACAGCGGCUACAGCCAGGGCAGCCGCUCCUCGCGCAUCUUCCCCACGCUGCGGCGCAGCAUCAAGCGGAACAGCACCGUGGAUUGCAAUGGGGUGGUGUCCCUCAUCGGGGGACCCCCCUCCAGCAUGCCCGGGGGGCGCCUGCUGCCAGAGGGUACCACUGAAAUCGAGAUCAGGAAGAAACCUGGUGGCUCCCUCUUGGUCUCCAUGGAUCAGGUGAACGCAUCCUAUGGAAGGAAAGACCGAACCAACAGUGUCAUGACGGGGCUGACAAACACCCUUGUGGAGGAGCUGGAAGAGUCCCAAAGGAAGUGUCCCCCUUGCUGGUACAAGUUUGCCAACACGUUCCUGAUCUGGGAAUGCCACCCGUACUGGAUGAAGCUGAAGGAGAUAGUGAACUUGAUUGUCAUGGAUCCAUUCGUUGACUUGGCCAUCACCAUCUGCAUUGUGCUGAACACGUUGUUCAUGGCCAUGGAGCACCACCCCAUGACCCCAGAGUUUGAACACGUGCUCUCCGUAGGGAAUCUGGUUUUCACUGGGAUUUUCACAGCAGAAAUGUUCCUGAAGCUCAUUGCCAUGGAUCCCUACUAUUAUUUCCAAGAGGGCUGGAACAUCUUUGAUGGAUUUAUUGUCUCCCUCAGUUUGAUGGAGCUGGGUCUAGCAGAUGUGGAAGGACUUUCUGUGCUGCGAUCUUUCCGAUUGCUGAGAGUCUUCAAACUGGCCAAGUCUUGGCCCACUCUGAACAUGCUGAUAAAAAUCAUCGGUAACUCAGUGGGUGCCUUGGGGAACUUGACCUUGGUGCUUGCCAUCAUCGUGUUCAUCUUCGCCGUGGUGGGAAUGCAGCUCUUUGGCAAAAGCUACAAGGAGUGUGUCUGCAAGAUCAAUCCGGAGUGUGAGCUACCCCGCUGGCACAUGCACGAUUUCUUCCACUCCUUCCUUAUUGUCUUCCGUGUGUUGUGUGGGGAAUGGAUUGAGACCAUGUGGGAUUGUAUGGAAGUAGCGGGACAGGCCAUGUGCUUGAUUGUCUUCAUGAUGGUCAUGGUCAUCGGCAACUUAGUGGUGCUGAACCUCUUCUUAGCCUUGCUCCUGAGCUCCUUCAGCGCUGACAACUUGGCAGCAACGGAUGAUGAUGGGGAGAUGAACAACCUGCAGAUCUCUGUUAUCCGCAUCAAGAAGGGCAUUGCCUGGAUCAAGGCGAAAGUGCGUGAGUUCAUGCAGGCUCAUUUCAAGCAGAGGGAGGCAGAUGAGGUCAAACCCUUGGAUGAGUUGUAUGACAAGAAGGUAAACUGCAUCGCUAACCACACAGGGGCUGAUAUCAACAGAGACAUUGAUUAUCAGAAGAAUGGCAAUGGCACCACAAGUGGAAUUGGGAGCAGUGUGGAGAAGUACAUAAUAGAUGAAGAUCACAUGUCCUUCAUCAAUAACCCCAAUCUCACUGUCCGGGUACCUAUUGCUGUAGGUGAAUCGGACUUUGAAAAUCACAACACAGAAGAUUUCAGCAGUGAUACAGAUCCUGAUGGCAGCAAAGAGAAACUGGAUGAAACCAGCUCCUCUGAAGGUAGCACCAUUGACAUCAAGCCUGAAGUGGAAGAAGUCCCUGUGGAGGCACCAGAGGAGUAUCUGGACCCAGAUGCUUGCUUCACAGAAGGGUGCACGCAGCGCUGCAAGUGUUGCCAGGUCAAUAUUGAGGAGGGGCUGGGGAAGUCCUGGUGGACCUUGAGGAAGACUUGUUUCCUCAUCGUGGAACAUAACUGGUUUGAGACCUUCAUCAUCUUCAUGAUCCUCCUGAGCAGCGGUGCUCUGGCUUUUGAGGAUAUUUACAUCGAGCAGAGGAAAACCAUCCGGACCAUCCUGGAGUACGCAGACAAGGUCUUCACGUACAUCUUCAUCCUGGAGAUGCUGCUGAAGUGGUGUGCUUAUGGGUUCGUCAAGUUCUUCACCAACGCCUGGUGCUGGCUGGAUUUCCUCAUUGUGGCUGUCUCUUUAGUCAGCCUUAUAGCUAAUGCCCUGGGCUACUCGGAACUAGGUGCCAUAAAGUCCCUUAGGACACUAAGAGCUUUGAGGCCUUUAAGAGCGUUGUCCCGAUUUGAGGGGAUGAGGGUGGUUGUCAACGCCUUGGUUGGCGCUAUCCCUUCCAUUAUGAAUGUGUUGUUGGUCUGCCUUAUCUUCUGGCUGAUUUUCAGCAUUAUGGGGGUUAACCUGUUUGCUGGGAAGUAUCAUUACUGCUUUAAUGAAACAGCUGAGGAGCGCUUUGAGAUCGAUAUUGUUAACAACAAGACAGACUGCGAGGCGCUGAUGCCACCCAACUCCACCGAGAUCCGAUGGAAGAACGUCAAAAUCAACUUCGACAACGUUGGCGCGGGAUACCUGGCUCUUCUGCAGGUGGCUACUUUCAAGGGCUGGAUGGACAUCAUGUAUGCAGCAGUAGAUUCCAGAAAGCAAGAAGAGCAGCCCAAGUACGAGGACAACAUUUACAUGUACAUCUAUUUCGUUAUCUUCAUUAUCUUUGGCUCCUUUUUCACCCUCAACUUGUUCAUUGGUGUCAUCAUUGACAACUUCAAUCAACAAAAGAAAAAGUUUGGAGGUCAAGAUAUUUUCAUGACAGAAGAACAGAAGAAGUAUUAUAAUGCCAUGAAAAAACUGGGCUCAAAGAAGCCUCAGAAACCCAUUCCCCGACCUCUGAAUCGCAUUCAAGGAGCCGUCUUUGACUUUGUUACUCAGCAAGCAUUUGACAUAGUCAUCAUGAUGCUCAUUUGCCUCAACAUGGUCACCAUGAUGGUGGAGACAGACACCCAAAGCAAGCAGAUGGAGGACAUCCUUUACUGGAUCAACCUGGUGUUUGUCAUCUUCUUCACCUGUGAGUGUGUGCUGAAGAUGUUCGCUUUGCGGCACUAUUAUUUCACCAUCGGGUGGAACAUUUUUGACUUCGUGGUUGUGAUUCUGUCCAUCGUGGGAAUGUUCCUGGCUGAAAUCAUUGAGAAGUACUUUGUGUCACCCACUCUCUUCCGAGUCAUCCGCCUGGCUCGCAUUGGACGUAUCCUGCGCUUGAUCAAAGGAGCCAAAGGAAUCCGCACUUUGCUUUUUGCCUUAAUGAUGUCCUUGCCUGCCUUGUUCAACAUCGGCCUCUUGCUCUUCUUGGUCAUGUUCAUCUUCUCCAUCUUUGGCAUGUCGAACUUUGCCUACGUCAAGCAUGAGGCUGGCAUAGAUGAUAUGUUCAACUUUGAGACCUUUGGCAACAGCAUGAUCUGCUUGUUCCAGAUCACCACAUCCGCUGGCUGGGAUGGCCUGCUGCUGCCCAUCCUCAACCGGCCUCCUGACUGCGACCUGGACAAGGAGCACCCCGGGAGUGGUUUUAAGGGGGAUUGUGGGAACCCUUCCGUGGGGAUAUUUUUCUUUGUGAGUUACAUCAUCAUCUCCUUCCUGAUUGUGGUCAACAUGUACAUUGCCAUCAUCCUGGAGAACUUCAGCGUGGCCACGGAAGAGAGCGCGGAUCCGCUGAGCGAGGAUGACUUCGAGACCUUCUAUGAGAUCUGGGAGAAGUUUGACCCCGAUGCCACCCAGUUCAUAGAGUACAGCAAGCUCGCAGACUUUGCUGAUGCUUUGGAACAUCCUCUCCGCGUCCCAAAACCCAACACCAUCGAACUCAUUGCCAUGGACCUGCCUAUGGUAAGUGGAGACAGGAUCCACUGUUUAGACAUCCUGUUUGCCUUCACUAAACGUGUCCUGGGGGACAGUGGGGAGCUGGAUAUACUCAGACAACAGAUGGAGGAGAGAUUCGUGGCAUCCAACCCUUCCAAAGUGUCUUAUGAGCCUAUCACAACCACGCUGCGGAGGAAGCAGGAAGAGGUUUCAGCCGUGGUUAUCCAGAGGGCUUACAGGGCUCGCUUAGCGCGCCGGGGCUUCAUCAGCCGAAGGCCUGUAUCCACAAAGCUGGAAAACGGGGGAGCAAACAGGGAGAAGAAGGAGGGGACCCCCUCGACCGCGUCCCUCCCGUCGUACGACAGUGUAACCAAACCCGAGAAGGAGAAGCAGCAACGGGCGGAGGAGGGGAGACGGGAAAGAGCCAAGAGGCCCAAAGACGUCAGGGAAUCCAAGUGUUGAGCCGGUGGGAUUGUGCAGUUGCGACUGUUUGCAAGCAGAAAGGUUGUUUACAGGCGAAUCACUACAGAAGAGCUGUGGAGACACUUACCUGAAGAUCUUAUACCAAACAUAGUCUGCUUCCUGUGUGACAGCGUUGCA